Strigops habroptila (Kakapo) is the source of this 3539-nucleotide messenger RNA. It is a transcript of the gene KLHDC10, whose product is annotated as kelch domain containing 10. Gene Ontology annotation, biological process: positive regulation of stress-activated MAPK cascade. The coding region runs from base 409 to 1494 and encodes 361 amino acids. The transcript has 9 exons. Lineage: Eukaryota; Metazoa; Chordata; Aves; Psittaciformes; Psittacidae. Gene Ontology annotation, molecular function: protein binding. The record is from RefSeq and is a predicted model, not a curated record.
UUUUUUGGGGUUGCUCUUUAUUGUCAACUGAACCAAAGCAGGUCUUGAGGUGCCACAAGCAAGAGGAUGUGCUUGAGGGAGUGAUGGUUACACGCUGAAGUUGUACAUCUCGGGACUAUUAUGUAUCCUCCUCAAGAUGAAGCUUAGAGUUACUCUCACCAUAACACUUGCAUUGCAUAGAAAACAUGACUUUUGACACCUUCCUGGUGUUCUACACUUGUCUCCAACCAGCUGCUUUGUUCAGGCCCUGAUCAUUUUCUGUUCCUUUCAUCUUUCUCAUUCUUUAUAUGAACCUGUGGCUUGUUGUAGGAAAACAUCCACGUCUGGCUCUGUGCUUGGCUCUUGCUGCGCAUCAAACCCAAGCAAGCUUGGAACUGCUUUUUGAUCAAUUGCUGUUCUCCAGCAAGAAUGUUGCUCUGCCAUAGAUCUCCACCAGCAAGAAGUGGCCAUCGUUGUGUGGCAGAUAAUGCCAACUUGUAUGUGUUUGGAGGCUACAACCCUGACUAUGAUGAGUCUGGAGGGCCAGAGAAUGAAGACUACCCCCUCUUCAGGGAACUCUGGCGGUACAACUUUGCUACAGACACCUGGCACCAGAUGGGCACUGAAGGCUACAUGCCCAAGGAAUUGGCCUCCAUGUCACUUGUACUUCAUGGCAACAACCUGUUGGUGUUUGGGGGUACUGGGAUCCCCUUUGGGGAGAGUAAUGGCAACGAUGUCCACGUCUGCAAUGUCAAGUACAAAAGAUGGGCUCUGCUCAGCUGCCGAGGAAAGAAACCCAAUCGAAUCUAUGGCCAGGCCAUGGCCAUCAUCAAUGGUUGUCUCUAUGUGUUUGGAGGAACAACUGGUUACAUUUACAGCACUGACCUCCAUAAGCUUGACCUCAACACUAGAGAGUGGAUCCAGCUGAAACCAAACAACAUGUCCUGUGACAUGCCAGAGGAGAGGUACAGACAUGAAAUCGCCCACGAUGGUCAACGGAUUUAUAUCCUGGGAGGUGGAACUUCCUGGACAGCUUAUUCCUUAGAUAAGAUCCAUGCCUACAACCUUGAAACCAACACCUGGGAGGAAAUUGCCACAAAACCUCAUGAAAAAGUUGGCUUCCCAGCAGCCAGAAGAUGCCAUAGCUGUGUUCAGAUCAAAAAUGAUGUGUUUGUCUGUGGAGGCUACAAUGGAGAAGUGAUUCUGGGAGACGUUUGGAAGUUGAAUCUACAAACUUUCCAGUGGGUCAAGCUCCCAGCUGCCAUGCCAGAACCAGUGUAUUUUCACUGUGCUGCUGUCACACCAGCUGGCUGCAUGUACGUUCACGGAGGGGUGGUCAACAUCCAUGAGAACAAACGGACUGGCUCUCUGUUUAAAAUGUGGCUGGUGGUGCCCAGCCUGCUGGAACUGUCAUGGGAGAAGCUCCUGGAAUACUUCCCUCACCUAGCAACCCUCUCCAGAUCUCAGCUUUUGCACCUUGGACUGACACAGGGACUUGUUGAGCGACUAAAAUGAGACCAGCUCAUGCUUCUGUCCAAGACACACUACGUUCCAGAAGCCCCCUUUCCACCUCCCCUUAUUUAUGGAUACCAUGGAUGGUCUUGCUAAGAACAUGGAGGAACCUGCUCAACGCCUUACUCAGCAACUGCAUCGAUGCCUUCCUAGAGAUUGUUACUUUCAGUUGUUGAAAAGCCACUUUUUAUUUAUGGAUCUCUUAAAUGACACCCUUAAUCCAAAAAACUAUCCUCUGGGACUAAUCCAUAACAUCCAGCCAUCAAACUGGUGUCAGCACAUGCUUGCAACUUAACUGGGGAGGGUGGGAGCUUUGGGAAUGUCCAAGCCCGUGCUUACUCAUGGUGCACUCAACUUUGUACUUCCACAAGCUGUAUCUAACAGGAUGCUCAGUGCAGAGCAACAGCCACCCUGUUCUUUUGCUUUGGAGAACACUCAUCCCUUCCCACCCAGCUGAGCUCUCUAAACCCAAGAACUCCUGCUUGAAGGCUUUGCAUGUGUUCCAUGGGCAUGUUCCCAUCUCUUUGAGCUUCAGAAGACGGCUGGAACGUCGCAUGGGGCAGCGAGUGAAGCUUUGCCUGUGCAGCUUUUCCAGUGCAGUGACUUGAACCACCCCGUGUCUGUGUGUUCCUCACCUUUUCAUAUUGAAAUGUUUGCUUGGAAGACUGCUUAAAAGUUGCCACUUCAUGGACUACUGUGUAGUUUACUCAGGGUGCUGAGGGGAGGGAAAAGGUUCCUGCUGAAGCUUUUUUUAACUCUUGCUGCUCACAUUGCAACAGCAAAAACUCACCCUGGAGCUUUCAGAGCUCUCUUUUAACCUGCAGCACCUCAGACCCAGGGCCUGGGUGUGAGCUUUGUUUUCCUUCCUCCCAUCUAGCACAUGUUGGCCUUUUUCUACUCAGCUUCAUGUUCCUCUGGGGUGGGGGAUGUUAGUGCUGUGGGUGGGUUUAAGCAACUUUCCUGAGUGGCUUCCUGGCUCCUUGGAAGCUCAGGGAUCACUCAUCCCAGGAAAUAGCAUCAAAAGAAGGGGAGAGGGAACAUCCCUCUUGCUGUGAGCUGUGGUCAUGUCCACAGAGGCAGGAGGUUGGCUCCUGUCUUGCUGUGCUCCAGCCUCUGUGAAGCUGGCUCUGGAGCCCACAGUACGUGGCUGUUGGAGCAGCUCCACGUGGCUGGCAUCAUGUUUGGGCAAAGUCCUUUUCAUUUUUAAGUGCCUUUUCUUUUAAAUCAGCUUUUCCAAGUCCCUUCCUCCCAUCAGAGACAAAGGUGACACUCUGGGGGUUUUAGUUUCUUUUGAAGAGAUUACAUUUCAAUAAACCAUAGCGUUGGCUUUGUGUUGUUAAUCUCAACAGCACUGCCUGAUCCGUCCCUGCUCCCCACUUAGGAAGUUCUGCUGCUGACUUACCCCAAGAUUAAGCUUCCCCUGUUCUUGGGGAUAGUUUCCCCCCUUCUAUAGCCUCACUUGCUGCUUUUUUCCCCCCCCAAAUCCCAAGUAAACAAAGGUUGGGCAUCCCCCUGAAGCAUUCUCUGGUGCUUUGGGCCACAGAAACUGGUGGCAGCUGCUUGUAGCUCUGUUUUAGGUCCCCUUUGUUGUACCUUUGCAGCUCAAAGGGCAAAGCUGAGCCCUCAGCUGUGCCACGUGGCUUUCAGAGUCCCCAAUCUCUAUUUGGGCUGGCUUCUAGCUCAGAACUGUGCUCCUGGGGAGUAGUAUUAUCCUAUUUCAACCUCUUCCAAGCCCCCUGACUGCUCGCUGCAGCAUUCCCACAGCUUCUAGCUCAGGAAUGAGCCCAGACCCUGGAGGCAGCUGGGGAAUGGGUUACCUGCUCCCCUGCCUUAGGGUGUCCUCUUCUGCAGGCCCACGUUGGGUCAGUGGCUCCUUUCUCCACCUCAGUGGCUCUCACCUCUUGCAGAGGCUCGAUGUCUGCACUUCAGCUUUGCCCUCCUGGGACCUUUGUACUGGAACAACCCGAUUAUACAUGUGCUGGUCCUUCCCUUACCUUAAAGAGCAUCUCCCAUCAUCACCGAGGCAAUAUUAAAGCCAUCCAAGCCUG